UACUACUACUACUUCUACUACUACUACUACUACUACUACUACUACUACUACUACUACUACAACUACUAUUACUACUACUACUACUACUACUACUACUACACCACCACCACCACCACCACCACCACCACCACCACCAUUCACAGUGACAAAAAACGUAUUCACACAAUGGCUGCUACUACAACUUAUAGCCCAUAUAGGGGGGCAUGCAUGUUUUACAAACAGCCCUUGUUUCUAUGGGAUUUUAACCACAACUGUUCAUGUUCAUCUCCGACACAUAUUUUUAGGUCACCUGUCAUGAAGUGACACGGUGAGCUUAUGUGAUCGUGUGAUGUCCGGCGUCCGUUGUGCGUGCCUGCGUGUGUCCGUGCGUCCGUCUGUCAACAAUUUGUUUGUGUAGACAGUAGAGGUCACAGUUUGCAUCCAAUCUUGAUGAAAUUUGGUCAAAAUGUUUAUCUUGAUGAAAUCCGGUUUGGGAUUGUAUUUGGGUCAUCUGGGGUCAAAAACAAGGUCACUAGGUCAAAUAAUAGAACAACCUUCUGUUGACAAUAGAGGUCACAGUUUUCAUCCAAUCUUUAUGAAAUUUGGUCAGAAUGUUUAUCUUGAUGAAAUCUGGGUUGGGAUUUUAUUUGGGUCAUCUGGGGUCAAAAACUAGGUCACUAGGUCAAAUAAUAGAAAAACCUUGUGUAGACAUUAGAGAUCACAGUUUUCAUCCAACCUUUAUGAAAUUUGGUCAGAAUUCUUGAUGAAAUCUGGGUGGGAUUGUAUUUGGGUCAUCUGGGGUAAAAAUCUAGGUCAAAUAAAUAGAAAAACCUUGUGUUGACAAUAGAGGUCACAGUUUUCAUACAAUAUUUAUGAACUGUGGUCAGAAUGUUUAUCUUGAUGAAAUCUGGAUUGGGAUUGUAUUUGGGUCAUCUAGAGUCAGGAACUAGGUCACUAGGUCAAAUCAUAGAAAAACAUUGUGUAGACAAUAGAGGUCAUAGUUUUCAUCUGAUCUUAAUGAGUCAGGUGAACGAUUCAGGGCCAUCGUGGCCCUCUUGUUUGCAUGAUGUCAUAAAAAAAAUGUUGUAUAAGGAAACAAUUUUUAUGUAGAAUUUUAUUUGCAUUUAGUUUUUAAAAGUGUUCAUAUUACAAGUUAAAAAUGCAGUUAAAAAUAGUAUAUGCUAACAUACAAAAUUGUAUAGAGAUCCGAAUAUAUUAACGGUUUCAGAUCCUUAAUGAGCAUACAGAAGCUAAGCAGCAGAUGGUGCCAUCACAAGAGGAACAAAAUAAUUCAGAGCCAUCUGAGCUGGAAGUAGGACGGCCCCAGAUUGCCUCUGAAUCAGUCCAGACUAUGAUUGAGUGCACUGAACCAGCUAUUCAACUAGAACUGCAAGAUGAAGAGGUGGACCUUAACAACAACAGCGGAAGCUUUGAUGAGGAUACGCCUGUCGAACAACAGCAGAUAACAGCCCCGCCAAAGAAGCAGACGUCGGCAAAGGGUUGCCAAACAAAUAUCAAAAUAAGUGAAAGGCAUGCAUCAAAAGGUAAAGAAAUAUCAGAAAAUAGAAAUAUGAAGUUGAUAAGCAUACAUUUGAGAAUAUAUUAA
Molecule: messenger RNA, 1585 nt
Organism: Dreissena polymorpha
Lineage: Eukaryota; Metazoa; Mollusca; Bivalvia; Myida; Dreissenidae
Exons: 3
Coding region: 1241-1585 (114 amino acids)
Source: RefSeq, a predicted model, not a curated record